Molecule: messenger RNA, 1746 nt
Organism: Closterium sp. NIES-65
Lineage: Eukaryota; Viridiplantae; Streptophyta; Zygnematophyceae; Desmidiales; Closteriaceae
Source: the annotation of a GenBank genome assembly
AUGGCGGAGUGUAGUGGCGGAUCUGGGCAGGUUGUGGGAGUGAAGGGAGGGGAUAGAACAGAAGAGGCAGCGAGGGAUAUGGAGGAGGAGGAGGAGGAGGGAGUUGCGAUGGUGAUUAUUGGUGCCGGUCGGAUAGGCCAGGCUUUCAUGCAAAUGGCUCCACCUAAUAGCGCACUGUUCCUGCCACGUGGCAUGCCCCUCUCAUCCCUGGUCCAGCUGUCGCCGCGCCAUUCGCAGGGGCCAAUCGUGGUGGCGACGCACAACUGCCACCUGGACGAUGUGCUGGCGCAGGUCCCCCCUGCGCGGCACAGCGACCUGGUGCUGCUGCAGAACGGCAUGCUGGACGGCUGGCUGGCAGCGCACGGCCUCUCCCACGCCGUCACGCGCCUGCUGCUCUACAUGGCCGCCUCUCAGCCUCAAGGGGACGCUGCUGGGGGGAACGCUGCUGGGGGGAAUGCUGCUGGGGGGAAUACCGCUGUGGGGAACGCUGCUGGGGGGAACGCUGCUGGGGGGAACGCUGCUGAGGGGAACGCUGCUGGGAUGGACGCUGCUGGGGGGAACGCUGCUGGGAUGGACGCUGCUGGGGGGGAGAAAGUGGAUGAAAGGGCAUUGCGUGUGAGCUGUCCAUGCGAGCAGCAACACAGGAACGAGGAGACGGGAGGAGUGGUGUGGGAGGCGCCGUCGCUGUCCCAAUCACACCUGCCUGAGUGCUUCACGUCAUCCCCUCGCUACCCCCACGGCGUGCGCAUCACGGACGGUGGGGGGCGGUCCGUUGCCAGUGGCAGAUGGGCGCCACUGAUAGCGCGUCUCCUCUCCGCCUCAGCAGUCCCCUGCACGGUCGUUCCCCACAGCACCUUCCGGGGACGAGCAGGGGAGAAACUGAUCUGGAGCUGCAUCUUCUGGCUGCUCUGUGCCGCCAGGGGCGGGGCUCCACUGGGGGAGGUGGUAUCUGCGGACAGGGGGACGGUGAGGGCGCUUGUGGGGGAGCUGUGGCCGCUGCUGGUGACUCUGCCGUACCAGCAGGUGUGUGCUGUGCAGCUGAUGGGGAUAGCCGGACGCGCGUAUCAUACUGCUACUAUUGCCGCCACUGGCGCUACUGAUACGGCUGGCACCGUGUCCGCUGCUCUCUUCACCGGACUGCACCGCGGAGCUGCGGGGUGGAACCGUGGCGUGACUCGCGUCUGGGCUGCUGCCUUGCACGGGCGUACGAGAGACCGAAGAGGAGGCAGUUUCUACCACCACCCUGUCCGAGCUAUGGCCAGCCUUCAACGAACCUUCGCUGAAGCAGCCUCCCAAGGGAAGCACAAGGAGCCCGCGAAACAUGACGUCAGCGGCGAGAGCGGGGAGGCCGCCAGGCAGGCGCGAGGGGAGCAGAUGAGCGGCGCGGGGGAAGAAACGCGCACGGAGGGGUCGGAGGAGGUGCGCGCGGAACAGGCGGAGGCGUACGAGAAGGAUAUGGACGACUACGGGUCGGCAUACGCGACGCGGUCGUCGGACGAGGGAUUCGGGCAGAUCUACGGGGAACCCUUGACGCACUUUGGCGUGCGUGGCAGAGUUGGCAACGCGCCGGCGGCGUGGACGGAGGAGGGAUCGAAGCUGGAUCGUACGAGCGAGCCAGCAGGGCGAGAGGAGUACAACAGGAGUCGGGGCGCGUCUGUGGGGCAGACGGAGGAGGGGCGGCACGCCAUUCGUGAGAAAGCGAUGACGCAGGAAGUCGAGGGCGGUAGUCAGGGGUUCAAGAGUUGA